CUGAUGACCUCACGCAGCAACGUGUCUCAGCGGCUCGGCGAGGCUGCAGAUUGGCUGGCGAGGACUCAGCGGCACUUCAAAGCCUGAGAGGGAGCUACAAUUGUGGUGGAAUGGGCGGAACUGAUCAUUGUAUUGCACACCUCUAAAAAAAACACUGCCUCUGAUUUAUCAAUAUAAAAAAGAUCCUCUGAGAGGAGGAGGGCACUUUUGUGUGAUGGCAACUUCACUUCUAGGGGAAGAACCGAGGUUAGGAUCGACCCCCUUAGCCAUGCUGGCCGCCACCUGCAAUAAGAUCGGCAGCCCCAGCCCGUCGCCCUCCUCCCUAUCGGACACGUCUUCGUCCUUCGGCAAAGGCUUCCACCCCUGGAAACGGUCGUCGUCGUCGUCGUCGUCGUCGUCGUCGUCGGGCGGCUGCAACGUGGUGGGGGCCGGGCUGUCGGGCUUCGGCGUGACGGGGUCCACCCGGACCGGGGCUUCGUCGUCGGCGGCUGCGGCGGCGGCGGCGGCGGCGGCGGCCGCCCUGGUGUCGGACUCGUUCGGCUGCGGCGGCGCCCCGGGCUCCAGCGCCUUCUCGCUCACGUCGAGCAGCGCCGCGGCCGCCGCCGCCGCUGCCGCCGCCGCCGCCGCCGCCGCCUCGCCCUUCGCCAACGACUACUCCGUCUUCCAGGCUCCCGGAGGCGGAGGAGGAGGUGGAGGAGGAGGUGGAGGAGGAGGAGGAGGGAGCUCCUCGCACCCCCAGGACGGCUCCCACCAGCCCGUGUUCCUGUCGAAGGUGCACGCCUCGGUGGACGGCCUGCAGGGCAUCUACCCGCGGGUGGGCAUGGCGCACCCUUACGAGUCGUGGUUCAAGCCGUCGCACCCGGGGCUGGGCGCCGCGGGCGAGGUGGGCCCGGCGGGCGGCUCCGGCUGGUGGGACGUGGGCGCCGGCUGGCUGGACGUGCAGAGCCCCGGCGGGGCGGCGGCCCUGCCCGGCUCGUUGCACCCGGCGGCCGGGGCCGGCCUGCAGGCCUCGUUGCACUCGCCCCUGGGGGGCUACAACUCGGAUUACUCGGGGCUGGGCCACUCGGCCUUCGGCGGAGCCGCCUCCCCGCACCUGCUGGGCCCCGCCGGCCAGCACCUGAUGGACGGAUUCAAGCCGGUCCUGCCGGGCUCCUACCCCGACCCGGCCCCGUCGCCGCUGGCCGGCGCCGGGGGGUCGAUGCUGGGCGGGGGCCCGGCGGGGCCGGCGGGGCCGGCGGGGGGCAGCGGGCCGCCGCUCGGGGGGUCGCCCCGCUCCUCGGCCCGCCGCUACUCGGGCCGGGCCACCUGCGACUGCCCCAACUGCCAGGAGGCCGAGCGGCUGGGCCCCGCCGGGGCCAGCCUGCGGCGCAAGGGCCUGCACAGUUGCCACAUCCCCGGCUGCGGCAAGGUGUACGGCAAGACGUCGCACCUCAAGGCCCACCUGCGCUGGCACACGGGCGAGCGCCCCUUCGUCUGCAACUGGCUCUUCUGCGGCAAGCGCUUCACCCGCUCCGACGAGCUGCAGCGGCACCUGCGGACCCACACGGGCGAGAAGCGCUUCGCCUGCCCCGUCUGCAACAAGCGCUUCAUGCGCAGCGACCACCUUAGCAAACACGUCAAGACCCACAGCGGGGGAGGCGGCGGAGGGGGCGGCUCCGGCUCGGCCGGCUCGGGCAGCGGGGGCAAGAAGGGCAGCGACACCGACAGCGACCGCAGCGCCACGGCCAGUCCGGCCUGCCACUCCCCGGACCUCCUGCAGCCCCCGGAGCCCGGACACAGGAACGGCCUCGAGUAGGGAGGAGAAGGACCGGCCCUCCCCCCUCCCUUUCCUUCCUUUGAUUUUUUUUUUCUUAUUUUUAUUUCAUUCCCCCCUCUCCCCCCGGGGAUUUGAACUUGGCCCGGGACGGGGGGACUCGGAAGUGUUGAUCUACAGUGAGCAAAGUGAAUUUCUAACUGCUGCAACAGUUUCAACAAAUACAAAAAAGGAAUAUGAAUUUGGGUUCCCAAGGAGAAGGAGGUUAGUUGCGGCACGGUCACCCUCCGUGCAUCUCGAUGAACACCGCUUUAAGAAUACUGUUCUCUUCCAGUAAAAAGGACUUCGGAGUAAUUCUUUUACUCGUGGAAAACAUUGGAACGGGGAGUCGUUACAUAGUUGCAGUGCUGAGGGAUACAGUGGAAAUCCAGGAGAAGGCAUUAAUUAUAGUGGCAGGUGCUGCAACCCAAAGGAGUUCGUAGUGCCCCCACUUUGAUCCCUGUGAUUCUUAAGCUCAGAGGGAUUUGCCACUGAGAGACGGCACCAUGUCCUGAUGAUUCUGUUUUCCUCUUAUCGAUCAUGUCUUUCCUUUAACUGUCCCGUUAAGAAGAGUUUUAAAUUAAAGUCGACACAUUUCUGUUGGGCCACGGCACAGCCCUUAAACAAUUUUGUCAUCUUCCCUUUUCAAUAAAGGAUGUUUCCCAGA
Messenger RNA from Ornithorhynchus anatinus (platypus), 2459 nucleotides. RefSeq names its product Sp8 transcription factor (gene SP8). Gene Ontology annotation, biological process: regulation of transcription by RNA polymerase II. The record is from RefSeq and is a predicted model, not a curated record. The coding region runs from base 215 to 1795 and encodes 526 amino acids. Gene Ontology annotation, molecular function: DNA-binding transcription factor activity, RNA polymerase II-specific; RNA polymerase II cis-regulatory region sequence-specific DNA binding. The transcript has 8 exons. Lineage: Eukaryota; Metazoa; Chordata; Mammalia; Monotremata; Ornithorhynchidae.